AAACAGCCUCAGACUAUUGGGGCUAACGGAAGCUUAUUGGACUAAGCACGCCCGGGAAAAGGCUAAGGGACUUGAAGCAAACAACAGUGAAGAUGAAAUUGUAUCUGGUGCUUGCCUUUGUUGCAUUCACAGGUUGCCAAGCCAACCUGUUCUAUGCUGAUGAGCCCAAACCUCAACUGGAGCAGUUGACUGAUGCAUUCUGGAGCUAUGUUGCCAAGGCAACACGUACUGCAGAGGACACUCUGAAAAUGAUUAGAGAGUCUCAGCUGGGUCAGGAAGUCAAUGCAAGACUGACAGAAAGUGCUGAUAAAGCCAGCGAAUAUGCCAUCACACUCAAAAAUCAGAUGAAUCCUCUAGCUGAAGAGCUGAUGAUCAAAAUCACUAAGGAGGCUGAAGUGUUGAGGGAACGUUUGGAGAAGGACUUGACCACAGUGAGAGACAAACUGGAGCCCUAUGCUGAGAAUCUCAAGAGCCAAAUUCAGCAGAGAGUGGAGGACCUCAGAACAGCCAUGGCUCCAUAUGCAGAGUCCCUGGAUUCUGAGACCCUGAAGGCCACUCUGCUCCAAAAAAGUGAGGAGCUGAGAGAGAGCUUGGAGCAGAGCGUGAAGGAGCUGCAGGCUCAACUGGAGCCAUACACUGCUGAAAUCAAAGAGAAGGUGGACCAGCAUCUGCAGGAGUUCCAGAAGACUGUGACCCCCCUGACUGAGGAUCUCCAGGCAAAGAUUGCAGAGAGAGCCCAGUUUGUCCAGCAGAGUCUUGCACCCUAUGCUGAAGACCUGAAGGAAAAGCUGGACCCCUAUGCCCAGAACCUGAAGGCCCAGCUCACCUCCCUGUAUGAGUCCUUUACCAAGACCAACUAAAUUCUUCAGACUUAUUUUGUCACUUACAGAACUGUUUUUCCUUGCAUGAGCAUUGUGACUCUAGUCUCUAGUCUUACCUCUUACUUUUUCAUAGACCAAACACUAAUGUAGAAAAAAAAGAAUGAAAUGUUUUGCUAAAAUCUGAUCAGAGGUUUAGCUUUUCUCAUUAUAACGUUUGUGUAUUUAUUUACAUUUGCUCUUUAUUUUUAUGACAGAAAAUAUUGUUUGUUUCUUGCAGUUUUAUAAGUGCCAAGUUUAGCACUUUUCUUAUUUAUGCAACAAUAAAACACCUGCCAUUUAUUAA
This is a messenger RNA of Myxocyprinus asiaticus (Chinese sucker), 1164 nucleotides long. RefSeq names its product apolipoprotein A-I-like. Gene Ontology annotation, molecular function: cholesterol binding; phospholipid binding; phosphatidylcholine-sterol O-acyltransferase activator activity. The coding region runs from base 93 to 860 and encodes 255 amino acids. Gene Ontology annotation, cellular component: blood microparticle; high-density lipoprotein particle; chylomicron. The transcript is spliced from 4 exons. Lineage: Eukaryota; Metazoa; Chordata; Actinopteri; Cypriniformes; Catostomidae. The record is from RefSeq and is a predicted model, not a curated record. Gene Ontology annotation, biological process: triglyceride homeostasis; very-low-density lipoprotein particle remodeling; reverse cholesterol transport.